CGAGAGCCGCAGGGCAGGGAGUCGGAAGUUUGACCCACGUUGAGGAUGUUUGAAUUAUUUUGGUGUUGUGCUCAUAGGAAAGAGCCAGACCUUUUUAUGUCACCAUAUCUAUAAAUGAUUACAUGUUAUUUUGUUUGGUGAUAUGGUCCACAGAAGAAAAAGAGGAAGAAGCAGUCUGGUGAUGCGGAAGGCUUGAUGACGUCAUGUCAACGACAGAAAGAAAAAAGCAGAGAAAGGGCAGCGACACCGUGGUGCAGGGAACCAACGACAGCAGCGUGGUGAGCAAGGCCUCGGCUGCAGCUCAGGGCUACUUCAGGGACCCGUUCAUCCAGCACUUUGUGUGUAAAGCAGGCAGAAGAGCCCCGCUCAUCAACAGGGGCUACUUUGUGCGCUGGCGAGCUGUGGACCACUGCGUGAGGCAGUUCCUUCACGCCACUGCGAAAUGUCCCAAAAGACAGAUCCUGUCGCUGGGCGCCGGAUUCGACUCCCUGUACUUCCGCCUGCGUGCAGACGGCGUUCUGGAGGGAGCCGCCGUGUUCGAGGUGGACUUUCCUGAUGUCGCGCGGCGCAAGGCUGCUCUGGUCGCUGCUGAUGUAACACUGAGCGGGAUGUUAGACUCCUGCCUGGCUCCUCACACAGGGCCCGUUUACUUGUCCAGCAGCCAGUACCGCCUGUUGGGGGUGGACGUCAGGGAGGAGCCCCGGGUGGAGGAGGCUCUGAGUGCCGCUGGUCUGGACUGGGCGGCUCCCACCCUCAUCCUCUCUGAAGUGGUGCUCACCUACAUGGAAACGCAAUGGUCGGACGCCGUGAUCCGCUGGGCGGCGAAGCUCCUGCCCGCCUCCGUCUUUGUGAUGUACGAGCAGAUCCACCCGGACGAUCCUUUCGGCCGCGUCAUGCAGGACCAUUUCCUGAAGCUCAACUCAGGCCUGCGUGCGCUGCGGCAGUACCCAGACCUGUCGGCGCAGAGGCGCAGGUUCCUGGACAAGGGCUGGGAGCGCUGCGUGUGUCUGGAUAUGAACGAUUUCUACCUGGGGCUGCUCCCCCAGGAGGAGCGGGACAGAGUGGAGAGCCUGGAACCAUUUGAUGAGCAUGAGGAAUGGCACGAGAAGUGCUCCCACUACUUCAUCCUGACUGCGUCUCGGGGCCCUUCCAUGGAAGCGGCUCUGCUUGUCCAGGCCUCAGCGCCGCCCGUCGGCCCGAGCUGGAGCCCCUCAAGCCUGAGCGUUCACACAGUCCCAGUGCGUUUGGAGGGCCUAGGGUUGGCCUCUGCCUGGAUGAGGCCAGACGCUGUUCUGCUCACUGGUGGAUCUAGCAGAGGAGGCAGGGUGACGGAGCCCAGGUCCCUCCUCAGAGGCCAGGAGGGCUGGAGGUCCAUCGGGGUGGAGGCGUCGGCAGAUCUGGGCGUGCGACUCUAUCACACCGUCUCCCCCCUGCCUGGAGGAGGAGGGGCCGUGGUGUACGGCGGCCGCUCCUCCCCGCUCAGACCCGCCUGCGACCUGCUUAAAGUCACGUUCGGGCCGCCGCGUCCAGACGCAGAGAAGGUCUGUGUGGAGCCGGUGAAGUGUGCGGGAAAUCCUCCUCCACCCAGAUGGAGACACGCCGCCGCAGUGGUCAGUCACAGAGGCAGAGACUUCCUGUUUGUGUUUGGUGGGAAGAACCAAUCAGAAUCUGUUCUGGGCGACAGCAGCUUCCUGAAUCUGGACCAGCAGAACUGGACUGAGAUUCCAGUGGAGGGCACAGCACCGGCGGCUCGUCAUUCUCACUCGGCGUGUUCGUACCGAGGAGGCGUUGUUGUGUUUGGAGGCCUGAGCAGACAGGGGGUGCCUCUGGGCGACACGAGCCUGCUGGUGCCGACAGAUCGAGGCUUCUGCUGGGAGAGGAUCGCUGUGCAGCCGCCUCCUGUUCCCAGGUAUUCUCACCGUGCCCAUGUGCUUGGUGACAGGCUGGUUGUGGUGGGCGGAGUCUGGUUGCAUUCAGAGGGAGUUCCCGGCGUCGUGGUCAUCAGCCUGACCACGGGCAGCAGCAUGGAGUUCAGACUGGACACGAGCUCAGUGCCCUGGCCUCUGAUGCUCCACUCGUUCUGCUCCCAGCUGAUGGACACGGAAGAGCCGGAGCUGCUCCUGAUUGGAGGGGGCGGCAACUGUUUCUCCUUCGGGACUCAUUUGAACCCUCAGCCCGUCUCUGUGGACCUCAGGCCUGCGCUGGCCUGAGCAGCAUAUCGAACUGGAGCAAAAGCUUAAUGAUCUUCACACCUCCUAUUAUGCAUUUUGAGAAGUUGAAACCAAUGUGUUAAAUCCUGAUAAGUUUACAAUUUUCACUGUUUCCUGCCCUGGUUUGGGGCACAGUUAAAAGAUAUUCUAUGUAUAUUUGCAUAUGUAAUUUGGUAUUUCUAAUAAAAGUUCAGAUUCAAAUCCAC
Messenger RNA from Fundulus heteroclitus (mummichog), 2416 nucleotides. It is a transcript of the gene lcmt2, whose product is annotated as leucine carboxyl methyltransferase 2. NCBI's taxonomy places the organism in Eukaryota, Metazoa, Chordata, Actinopteri, Cyprinodontiformes, Fundulidae. Gene Ontology annotation, molecular function: tRNA methyltransferase activity; protein binding. The record is from RefSeq and is a predicted model, not a curated record. The transcript has 14 exons. Gene Ontology annotation, biological process: wybutosine biosynthetic process; tRNA methylation. Bases 204 to 2210 code for a protein of 668 amino acids.